GUCUGUGUUUACAUAAGGGGGAGAACUGACUUAAAAUCUCAGACUGACACUGAAACAUGGCGCAACUCUUCACACUCACUCUCCUAUUAUCAUGGAUCCCAGCCUUCCUCUGUGGGGUUACUACAGUGAAAGAGUUUGCAGUCCUGGAGGGUCGAUCGCUCACAGUCCCGUGUCAUUACGAGCCUCAGUAUGCCAGCUAUGUGAAAUACUGGUGUCAGGGGAGGAUGAAGGAGUUCUGCACCAGUUUAGCCAAAACGAAUCCCAGUUCAACCAACCCUGCUGAGGAUAAAGCGAGCAUUGUGGACGACAAGGUCCAGUCGGUGUUCACGGUGACCAUGAACAGCCUGAAGGAGGAGGACUCUGGGUGGUACAUGUGCGGCGUGGAAGUAGGUGGUAUAUGGAGUGCCGAUGUUUACGCAUUCACUUACAUCACCGUUAUUCAUGGUAUGUUAGAGGUGAACAACCCCUUGAGAGGAGAAGAAGGGAGCAGUGUUUCAGUUGAAUGCCUCUACAGUGAAAGAUACAGAGAGAGCGAGAAGAAGUGGUGUCGGAGCGGAGACUGGAGCUCCUGUCUGGUGACAGGUUCUGAAGGGAGCUACGAAGACACUUCAGUGGCCAUCAGUGAUGACAGAACUGGGGCUUUCACUGUUACCUUAAAGAAGCUGCAGAUGAGAGACAUCGGCUGGUACUGGUGUUCUGCAGGACAGCAGCAGAUACCUGUGCAGGUGCUGGUCACACCACGACCCACGACUACGACAUCUGUAACACUCCCAGUUACAUUGCAUCACUCUGUUGACCACCUGCCUCCAUCCAGACCCAUCACCAAGGAGCGCUGGAACGGUCACAUCCUGGAGUCUUUGCUGGUGUGCGCCUCUCUGAUGGUGGUUGUGGGUUUGGCCAUACUGGCAAGAAAGAUGUGGAAACUUCACAAGAGGGAUUCUGUGCUGAGACAAGCUAAGGAGAUGAAAGCGAGGUGUAAUGAGUGUUCAAGGGAUCUAGGUGACCUGCAAGAUAGUGCUGUCAUUUUCCUUAACAAGGAUUCCCAGGAUGUUUUUAUGCACUGAGCUUGUCUGUACUCAUUGAGUCUGUGCAGAGUUUAGUCUUGUUCCCGGUAACUGAAUGUAAUUUCACUGCAGGAACACAUGCUUUAGUUUUCAAUGUUUAUUGUAUAUUAUGUAAAGCACCACAUUUAAACACAAUAGGUAUAGUCUGCACAUCUUAGCAUAUAUAUAUAUAUAAUUAUUUUCAGACCUGCACUAAACUUUAGAUAAUCUCCUGAAACUCUAGGGGAUGUCCGAAUGAGCUCAUUUGAGAAGACAGCAGAAGAUCCUCCACAGGAUUUACUGCAAGGAAGUCGGCACGUUGAUGAAGUUUCAGAAAUGCGACAGACUUAAAAUAAAAACGAACAAAAAGAAAACAAAUAUCUCAGGAGGUUAUAGCGGUGUCAUACAUGUAGAGGACAUUAACUAAGAUGUUAAGAUCGUUUUUGAGGAUAAGGUCCGAUGGUCGUGUUGAUGUGCUGUAGACAAAAACAUGUGAUCUCUGCAGCAAAACUAUUACGCCCUGUCCUACCUGCUGCACGCCCCCCCCCUCACCUGAAUGCCUUGGAGGUUGUGUUGUUGUGAACACACCUGACCUGAAAAUCUCUUGUUUCGUUUGACCCCAUCGACGGUGAUAUGUUGUGGCUUCUCUCUUGUGGCUUCUCUCUUGUGACAAAUGUACUUAUUGUAAGUCGCUUUGGACAAAAGCGUCUGCUAAAUGCCCAAAAUGUAAAUGUUAAUGCUUUGUUGUUCAUGUGUGAAGCGGAAACUCCAGAGAAAGUCUUAUAGUCUUAAAUCUUAUCUCUGAUUUCACACAUAUUUUCCAUUAUAUAGUCCUGUGGUCUUCUAUUUAACUUUGGCCAUAACUACCACUAAAGUCACUGAUAUUAUUUUUUCAGUAGUUGUUAAGUUUGAGUAUUUCACAGCCAAAGGUGAGUUCUCCACUCUUUUGUUUGUUUGGCAAAAUGAAAUAAUGAAACUUGAAUUUAUAGCUCUGUAAUUUCAUAAUAUAUUAAAUGGAAAGAACUUGGUGCUACUGAAGAAGUGGAAACAGUGUUCAUGUUGCUAUUUAAGAUGAAGAAGAAAAUCUUGUGCACAGAUGGUUGAACGUCUAAGUGGUGCGAAGUGAAUAAAAGAAAAUAAUGAGC
Paralichthys olivaceus (Japanese flounder) is the source of this 2188-nucleotide messenger RNA. It is a transcript of the gene pigr, whose product is annotated as polymeric immunoglobulin receptor. Gene Ontology annotation, molecular function: transmembrane signaling receptor activity. Gene Ontology annotation, cellular component: plasma membrane. NCBI's taxonomy places the organism in Eukaryota, Metazoa, Chordata, Actinopteri, Pleuronectiformes, Paralichthyidae. The record is from RefSeq and is a predicted model, not a curated record.